Messenger RNA from Aspergillus calidoustus, 1962 nucleotides. Lineage: Eukaryota; Fungi; Ascomycota; Eurotiomycetes; Eurotiales; Aspergillaceae. The record is from the annotation of a GenBank genome assembly.
AUGGGACAAGGAGACAGACCUAACAGAAGAACGCCAAACUCAAAUUCCGACCAAUUUCGAACCCCCGAUAAACCUGCGCCAUCAUCAUCGUCAUCUAGAAAGUUGAAGCGAAUACCUGCGAGACUUGCUUUUUUGGUUGAUACUCCAGGAACAGCACCGGGUUCGGCGCCAUCGACGGCUUCGUCAACUACGAAAUCAUUGAGAAAAAGCUCGGCACGGAUUGAUCAAGCUCAGACAACCCUUACGCAAAUUGACUUUGUAGAAAAGUCUCAGAAUCCUAAGUCAAAUGAUGACGAUGAUGGCUUUGGCUAUAUUGAGAGUACUGGAAGGAAUGCCGCGAAGAAUGCGCAAGUGAUUGAAAUCGAGGACGAUGAGGAUGGUACCUCUGAGGACGGUCGCGACCCCGAAUACCGCUCGUUCACUACUUCGAAGUCGAAGCGUACCCCAAGUAUCAAAUCCGAGAAAGCGCCGCGACAGCCCAAGAAGCCUUCUAAUGACAAGGAUGGAAGUUCAAAAAAGGGGCGCAAGAAGAGCGGCGACAAGAACGAGAAAGACCUGCAGAAGAAGGACAACACUCUGACACAAAUGAACUAUGUGCGGCGCAUUGUGGUCGAGCCUGACGAGGAUGUGAAGAUGGAGUUCGCCUAUAUAAUUCCCCAGAAGAAGGACGCCGAACGCCAAACCGUCCAGAAGAGGGAGGCCGAUGAUGUGCGGCAAGAUCAGUCAUACAACCCCGAGCCUUUGGAUCAGCAUAAGAAGAGGAAGUUGAGUCCGUUCUCGAACUCGAAAGGGUCAGACGGAAAGAGAAACGAGGGAGGACUGAAAGCUUCACGCACCCCAGCCACUCCACGAAAAACUGCGAAAGCCGAGAUACCCUCGUCCCAGUCUCCUGAAAGCCCUGGCGUUGCAUUCAUUACUUCUUCUCAGUUCCAUCAUAAUACUCGGUCGCCCCAGAAUCGAGGUUUUCAAGCUCUCACUCAACCCGACGUCAAAGCGGAAUCCCCUGAAUUGGAUGAACUUUACGAAACUCGCAGGGCUCCUAUAUAUCCCGUCCUAUCACAAUUCGACCCAGUGUCUCCGUCGCCAUCACUAGCUCUGCGGAGAUCGACAGAGAGAACACCUCCUGAUGUAACGCAUGCAUUACACCAGACUGACACCGCUAAACCCGAGGCAUCGAUUCCCUCAAACCGCCCUAGCUCAACCCACCGAACAGUGAUAUACGAAACAGACGCGGACACAGAUUACAGCGAGCCCGAAGACGACCCCCUGACUGUUCCAAGUUCUCCACGUCAUGAACCUAGAAACGCCCAUUAUCACCAAGCACCAAGUGAAGAUGACCUCGAGUCUCCGAAUAUUGAGUCUCAAGAACUCCCGCCUCCUCCUUUACCUGAACAAGAAAUUGAUUUGGGUCCCUUAGCCACCGAUUCAACCCUUCUAUCAGACGCAUCGAUAUUAUACCAGCGUAUUCACGCCGCUACACAGUUUCCUCUGGAUCCCAUCCCGACGAUAAAUACUCAGAAAAUGGCAGAGCUGUUCCCAGAUGAUUCAACCGGCUUACAGUCAUUGACCGCCCCGUCUCAAUCGUCAACGCCGAUGAAACCCCCCAGUGUGCCUAAUCAGAGGGAGAGACUGAUGCAGGAUGAGAGCCAGGACCAGUCUGAAUCUCAAGAAGCAGGAGAUAUGCAGACAGAGGUCGUUCCGGAAUCCUCGCCGAUCGUACAGCACGAAAGUCUCACCAGGUUUGGCCCAGCCGCGCCGGGCGUUGUGGUGCAAGUUGAGUCGUCGCAACCGGGAGAUCGGAUUCAAAGACGGAGAACAGAGGGACGGGAUACAGCACGUCGAGGAAUACUCUCCAGAAGCCAGAUUCUGAGCUCUAGUGUCAUGGAAAGUGUACCGAUUCCCGCUUUUUGGAUGAGCAGCCAGGACAGUGUAGGAGAACCAUACGCCCUGCCAGAAUCAUAA